AUGGACCACGAAGCUAAAGAUUUUAUCCGCCAGCGCAUUGAACAUGACCUUGCGCAAGGUGUGCUCCCUGCAGGUGUUGUCACCCGCUUUCCGCCGGAGCCCAAUGGGUAUCUGCACAUAGGUCAUGCGAAAAGCAUCUGUUUGAAUUUUGGUGUUGCCCAGGAAUAUGGUGGCUCAACCUUCCUGCGAUUCGAUGACACCAAUCCAAGCAAAGAAAGUGAUGAGUUUGUGCAGUCCAUCCAGGCAGAUGUCGCGUGGCUGGGGUUUACCUGGUCGACGCUUACCCACGCUUCGGAUUAUUUCGAAGAGCUGUAUAAGUUUGCCACGGACCUGAUUAACGAUGGCAAGGCUUAUGUCGACAGUUCAUCAGCCCAGGAAAUUCGCGAACAGCGCGGCACGCUGACGGAACCCGGACAGAACAGCCCGUUCCGGGAUCGGUCUGUGGCAGAAAACCUGGACCUGUUUGAGCGCAUGCGGGCGGGUGAGUUUGCCGAUGGUGAACAUGUGCUGCGUGCAAAAAUCGAUAUGUCUUCGCCGAAUAUAAACAUGCGUGAUCCGGUGCUCUACCGCAUCCGUCAUGUCCAUCAUCAGCGUACCGGCGAUAAGUGGUGUAUUUACCCGAUGUACGACUUCACUCACUGUAUCAGUGACGCCCUGGAAGGCAUUACGCACUCCCUGUGUACCCUUGAAUUUGCAGACCACCGACCGUUGUAUGACUGGGUUCUGGACAACAGUAACGUCAACUUUCACCCGCCGCAGAUUGAAUUUUCCCGGCUGGGGCUGGAAUACACGGUGAUGAGUAAGCGCCUGUUACAUCGCCUGGUUGAAGAAAAACUUGUUGAUGGCUGGGACGACCCGCGCAUGCCUACCAUUGCCGGGCUGCGCAGGCGUGGCGUAACACCGGCUGCGAUCCGUGAUUUCUGCGCUCGGGUGGGAGUUACCAAGGUGGAUAACAGGGUUGAGAUGAAUCUGCUGGAAUUCUGUAUCCGUAAAGAUCUGGAAGACAGCGCGCGCCGCGGUAUGGGCGUUUUGAAACCGCUGAAAGUAACCCUCACAAACUGGACCGGUGGUGAUGAAAUUCUGCCAGGAAAAUGGCACGGCAAAGACGAAUCGUUGGGUGAGCGGGAUAUGCCUUUUUCGGGCGAGCUGUAUAUCGAGCAGGAUGACUUUGCCAUUGAGCCACCGAAAAAAUGGAAACGGUUGAGUCCCGGUGAGAUGGUGCGUUUGCGGUAUGGGUAUAUUAUUCGUUGUGACGAGCAUGUCUGUGACGACGCAGGUGAAGUUGUGGAGCUGAAAUGCACCUACUUUCCUGACUCCCGCUCCGGUUCGGAUACCAGUGGACUGAAACCUAAAGGUGUUGUUCACUGGGUCUCUGCAGCCCACGCGGUACCGGUGGAAAUUCGCAGCUAUAACAGGCUGUUCCGUGUGCCGGACCCCUCAGCGACAAGUUUCCUUGAAGACAUUAAUCCAGACUCACUGGAAAUUCUGCAGGGGUUUGUUGAGCCGGCGAUUGUGGCGCACGAAGACACCCACUUUCAGUUUGAAAGGCAGGGCUAUUUCUGCAAAGACUCAAAAUUACCCGGGGUCACCAUCAUGGAAGUCAGCCCCCGAGAUGGCUUGCAGAAUGAAGAUGCUUUGAUCACUACCGAACAGAAGCUUCGACUGAUUGAUUACGCCCUGGAUGCCGGGUGUAAGCGCAUCGAGGUAACCAGCUUUGUGCACCCUGAACGUGUGCCUCAAAUGGCAGAUGCCGAAGCGGUCUGUGCAGGUCUGCCACAGCGGGGUGAUGUGACCUACACCGGCCUGAUUCUGAAUGAACGCGGCUAUGAGCGUUUGCGGGCCACCCAGCGACUUAACGAAGCGGGUUUGGUGGUGCCAGCCACAGACGUGUUUGGAUUACGCAAUCAAGGUCUGGAUGUCGCUGAUGCAUUGACCAUGGCUAAGAAAGUCAUCAGCCAUGGCGCUAACAACGGUUUUCCAGUGCAGGUCACCAUAGCGGUGGCUUUCGGGUGUCCGUUCAGUGGUGAUGUGCAGGCCCAGGCUGUAGUCGACAUUGCCCAGGCGCUGGCAGAAGCUGCGCCGGUAGAGAUUGCGCUUGCGGAUACCAUUGGUGUCGCCGUACCCAUGCAGGUGUUUGAUCUGUUCAGCGCGUUGCGUGAACGCCUAGGUCCCGAUAUGCCUUUGCGUGCGCAUUUCCACGACACGCGCAACACGGGCAUCGCCAACGCGUUUGCUGCUCUGCAGGCGGGGGUGAAUACCCUGGAUGCCAGUAUUGGCGGUAUCGGUGGCUGCCCGUUUGCACCCAACGCUUCGGGCAAUGUGGCCACUGAAGAUCUGGUCUACAUGCUGAACCGGUCAGGUGUGGCCCAUGGAGUCGAUCUUGAGAAAUUGAUACAGGGUGCCCAGUGGUUGGGGCCAGCGCUCAACAAAACCCUGCCUUCGUCCCUGCUCAAGGCGGGUAAUUUUCCUGCCUCUGACGGCGCUGAAUAA
Symbiodinium pilosum is the source of this 2490-nucleotide messenger RNA. The record is from the annotation of a GenBank genome assembly. Lineage: Eukaryota; Dinophyceae; Suessiales; Symbiodiniaceae.